Molecule: messenger RNA, 1569 nt
Organism: Daldinia childiae
Lineage: Eukaryota; Fungi; Ascomycota; Sordariomycetes; Xylariales; Hypoxylaceae
Exons: 5
Coding region: 1-1569 (522 amino acids)
Source: RefSeq, a predicted model, not a curated record
AUGAAUAAACUUUGGGGAGGAUCCAGGGUCCAGGACGACAGUCCGCGGGACUCGCUGGAUCAGGAACGAGAAAAUGCGCCGAACGAGCAUACUCGUUUACUGCCGAAUAGAGUCGACAGCACCAAUUACUUAAGUCCGGAUGAUCCAGCGGUUUCGCCGUAUAACUUAUGGAGUGUUCGAAUUGUUAGGUAUCUUACCGUCCUCUUCGCCAUUCUUACAUUCGCAUGGUGGAUUAUCUUACUCGUCUCAACCUUCGUUACGCCUCCGGGUUUUCAUACGCGGGGAUCGGGUUUCUUCGCUUUUAGUUAUGCUAGUUUAACGCUGGCGAACCUGCUAUUUACACUCAUAUUCUUCGCUAUCCCGUCGAAACCGGUUCGAAUAUUGAGUGUAGUUUUGGGAGUGUUGUUGUUAGUCAAUACUAUCUUGUUGCUGUCUGUAGAGAAGACAAGACAUGAAGAGGGUUGGGUUGGAAUGGUUAGCGUGCUAUGGGCGUUUCUUAUGGCUCUCUGGACCCUACUCACCGAUCGUUUGGUUGAAUGGGGUAAAAAUGAAGAGGAAGAACGGCUGACUGGCCGGGCCGAGACACGUCGUACUCUAACCGAGUGGACUGCUGUUCUGCUGUCUACUAUUUCCAUGGUCAUACUUAGCCUUGUCGUCCUUCUAACAACCUGUACUCUUAUUCUCCGGGGCCUCGAUGCUGGGUUAGCACCGCCAGGGGAAUUGUUCUGGGUAGACGGAGACAAAUACAUGAUGCAUGUCUACUGCCAUGGAAACAAGACCAAUUCGGAGGGUAACAAGUUACCAACCGUUUUAUUAGAAGGAGGGGAAAGCCCAGUUGAAGACGGCCUGUGGCAAUUUGCCGAAAAUGCAGUCAACAACGGAUCCAUCAGUCGAUACUGUUUCGUUGACCGUCCCGGAUUUGCUUGGAGUGAUACCGCACCUUCGCCCCUGUCUGCUGGAAUGGCAGUUGAGGCUGUUAGCGAAGCCUUGGCUAGAGCUGGAGAAGAUGGUCCUUGGGUCCUCGCGAGUGCUGGUAUUGGUUCCGUAUAUUCACGCAUCUUCUCUGCUCGACAUGGUGGCGACAUCAAAGGACUACUUUUCAUCGAUCCGCUCCACGAAGACGAUCUUGACGGCGUAGGUUCACCUAGCCGAGGAUUCCUACUCUGGAUACGGGGUAUAAUCUCACCCCUUGGUCUCGAUCGUAUUCCGGGAGCUCUUUUCAAAGGCCGAACCAAGGAAGACCGCAUAUGGGGGCAAUCCGCAUACCAGACAGGGAAAUAUGUGUUUACGAAGUUGCAAGAAAAUCUGGUAGCCGAUACGUUGUCGAAACGUGAUCUGGCUAGUAGCACAGCGAUUCAAAACCCGGACGUCCCGUUGAGUGUAAUCAGCUCUGGGGACAUGAUCCGCAGAGACAGUGGAUGGGAAGAUAAGCAGAGGGAUCUUAGCCAUGUCACACACAAGUUGAAGCACUGGGAUAUCGUUAAUAAGGCGCCGCAUCGAGUCUGGGAGACGAGCGAGGGGCGCGAUAUUAUUGAAAAGAGAUUGAAGCAGUUGGUGCGUGCCGCAUAG